UUGCAUGUACUUCAAUGUUCCUUGAUUUGCCGGAUGUUUGGCCAAGGCUCUUCUUUCGAUGUGGUCGCUUUGAGCCGCAGCUUGAAAGGAAAAGACUGGAGACAGGCACUCCACAGGUUCGACGCCUUCUGUGAAGCCCGCGGGCAGCCUGACCUGGUCGCUUUCAACGUUUUAAUCCGCGAUGCUCCCUGGGUCAUGUCGGUGGAACUGAUGCAGGACAUCUUGCCAAUGAGGCCUGACGUGGUGACCAUUAGCACGGUCGUCAAGUGCUGCACUGAGAACUCAGUGUGGCUUCCAAGCACCCGGCUGCUAGCCUUUGCAAGGCAAAGUUCUGUGGAGGUCGACCGAGUGGCCAGGAACUCACUGAUGUUUGGCUUCUGUCAAGGACAAGAAUGGGAGCGCUCUUUGGAGGUUGCUCCGACAGUUGCUGACCUGUACACCAAAGACGGCCUGGUCAUGGCUGUAGCACGCGGCUUGCGCUGGACCUUGGCCUUGUGCUUGAGGUCAGAGAGCCAGAUCGGCCAUACAGCCUUACUUGGCACCUUCUCCAAGGGUGAGAAGUGGCAGCUAGCUCUUGAUUUGCUGCAAUCUGCAGGCACUUGCCGCUCAAGCGCUGACUCGCAGGUGUGUGCAAGCGCUUUGUUUGCUCUUCAAGGGCGUUGGCGACGGGUGUUGGGCCUAUUGCCGAGCAGGAAGGUCAUAUCCCCGAACCUGCUGGAGGCUGCCUUGCAGGCCUGCGCUGCAGCCAUGCAACGGGGGCAGGCAGCACGUCUCUUCCAGCAGCUGUCAAGUCCCAGCAUCACUGCCUUCAAUGCACUUUUGGCAGCCUGCGGAGUGGGUCUCCUCGGCAGCUUGGCAAGAAGCGAUUUGGUUGCUUACAAGGCUAGAGGCUCCCUUCAGAUGAGCUUUGGUGAGCCACCAUACCGGCUUGACCAAGUGCUGCCAGAAGAACAGGCGACUGCCAGACCCAGCUGCGUCAGUUUGUUGGCUGCAGCAAAGAACCCUUUGGCACGCCCUGUACUGUCUCGCCUGCAAAACUACGUGCAAACGGGGCCAGCAAAGGAGGUCAAUGCAAUGGUCUCUGCCGUGGACCUUCUUGAGGAACGGGAUGGAUGGGAUGCUUGCACUGAAGGUGCUUGGCAGCGCCGUGUCCGUGCACUUCAAGUGGCUGCGGUGGUGAAACUGCAACGAGGAACAUGCCGCAGUCCUGGCAGAGCUUUGCGUUUGAGAAACCGCAUCCUGGAGCAACAACACUCGUUGGGAAAACGUGGUACCGAACUUGCCCUGGAGGCAGGUGGCAGCAGAGCUUGUGGGCAAUGGGCCCUGCGGGCUCGGCAGCGUCUCCGUACCGAGCUAGGCAGCACAGCCAGAUUGAAGGCUUCAGGUCAGAUGGCCUACUUGGCUUAUCAUGGAGCGCUUGAAGGCUUUGAAGGUGUGCUCGGCCCUGGGCAGCUGGGCCGAGGGCGCGCUCUCUUGCCCAUUUUUGUGGAACAUGACCGUGCAUUGCAUCCAGAGCGGCAGGCAUUGCUCAUGGCCCUGGCUGCACUAAAGGAUCAGAAGGCAAACAUCUUGUGGCCGACUGUCAGCAGCGUCUCGAAAAGACAGCAAAGGCACAGAGCUUUGGGUUUUUCUGUGGACUUCCAGUACUUCCUUCGCAGGAGUCGGAAUACAAGGUCAUUCACCUUGCUCCAUGUUCAGCUGCCAGGUCAUGUGACUGAUUCAGAGUUUGUGCUGUCGCAGUUUCUGCUGGUCACUGACCCAAGCUGCUUGAUGCGCGGCAGUAGAAGCAAGUGCUUUGGCUCGUGAAGACAGGCUGCAACAUCCUUAUACACUGGCCAGAUGAAAGUUGCGCUUGUUGAUGUUGAAGCUCUUGACAGCCCUAUCCCCCUUGAAUCCUACACGAUGAGACAAGGGAAGGUGUGGGCGAUCAUUUGUGAGCUGUUUUUGACUAUUCAAAACGGCGUGAUAAUUGACCGUCCCACACCUGCCACGAAAAUCAGACUUGUUAAGUCGAUUCGCCGCUGACCUCAGAGUGUUUUUGUAAGACGGCUGACAAGCAUAAACUUUUGUUUGCCUGAAGUAUACCUGUUCCGAAGACAUAGACUUAGACACCUACAAGCCUUGAGGGAGGAGAGACAAGCCUAAAGUUUCUAUUCAUGAGGAACUCCGAAGUAGAAAAGGUCAGAAGCGACAGUCAAACGGGUGCGCGUCGACAUUGAACUCACCAGGCCUUUUGGCUCAAGGAGUAUCGCCAGGUGAGUUCUAUCAUG
This is a messenger RNA of Durusdinium trenchii, 2270 nucleotides long. The record is from the annotation of a GenBank genome assembly. Lineage: Eukaryota; Dinophyceae; Suessiales; Symbiodiniaceae.